CGCCACUGAUCAACAACAAUUAUACAAACAAUUCUAAAUUUAUAAAAGAUAUGGUAUACAAGACUUAAUGAAAUGUUUAUAUAAAUACAUGGCAGAUAAUCUGACCGGUAGUCAGUAGUGUGAAUCGUUAACGCGUAACGUUCUUGUACUUAUCAUGUCCAUCCGGAAGAUUUCAACUGUCAAAACAAUUCAGGAAUACCAAGAACAUGUUCACGAGCAAUGGGAAAGGUACUCGGAGGCUUUCAAAAGAUUCCGCCAAAGCCGCUUCAACGCUCGUCGGAUCCGCAAACGCGUGGUGUUCAAGCACGGCGACUGCAACGUAGCACAUUCCAACGUUGCCAAGCGGCGCCGGAAGUAUUUGCAGGACAUAUUCACCACAUUGGUGGAUGCACAAUGGCGAUGGACUUUGCUAGUCUUCGCACUCAACUUCCUCCUAUCAUGGCUGCUGUUCGCUGUUGUUUGGUGGCUGAUCGCGUACACGCAUGGAGAUCUCAGCAUGGAAAGACUGGUGAGGGGAAGCUCUGUUCACUUUUUCACGAGUUUCUAUUACGGUUGCUUGCUUAUAAUAAUAAUAAUAAUAAUAAUGUUUAUUGCUCCAAUUACAAAGUUUUCGUAUAAAUAA
Messenger RNA from Acanthoscelides obtectus, 622 nucleotides. Lineage: Eukaryota; Metazoa; Arthropoda; Insecta; Coleoptera; Chrysomelidae. The record is from the annotation of a GenBank genome assembly.